GUGUUGGUCAGAUCACCAGUAUGACGCGUCUCCUCCCUCAGUUUACUCCAAAUGUUCACGCAGCCCGUCACUGCACAAGACAGAGAGAAUUACAUGACUUAUGAUGUGCCAGCACCUUAAAAUGACCUCUUCUAUGUCAGACUGAUGCUAUAGGCGCUGACCACUAUCAUGAGGAGAGGAGGAGGCCUGCAGGAUCGCCAGCUGAAAGCAGAAGAGCCAGAAGCGCUUCCUAAAGGAAAGACACACAGCAUCUACACUGACACGCCUGUGGCGGCUGAGACGCUUCUCAUCAUCUCAUCAUUCCUGCAGUCCACCGACCACACACAACCCAUCGAGAGGCUGGAGGGCAGUCUGGCCCAGGCUGCGCUGGCGGCGUCAUACGGGCCUGACGGUUCGCUGCUGGGCUCGGAGGACGCCAGUCUCGACCCCCAGCGCACGCGGCAGGCCAUCGCACAGCUGCAGCAGAAGAUCCUGAAACUCACUGAGCAGCUGCGCAUCGAGCAGGCGGCCCGCGACGAGAAUGUGGCCGAAUACCUCAAGCUGGCCAGCAAUGCCAGUGACAAACAGCAGAGCAGCCGCAUCAAACAGGUGUUUGAGAAGAAGAACCAGAAGUCGGCGGCAAGCAUCGCCCAGCUGCAGCGUAAGCUGGAGCAUUACCACCGGCGUUUGCGCGAGGUGGAGCACAGCGGCGUGCAGCGGCAGCCCAAAGACGUGUUGCGCGACAUGCAGCAGGGCCUGCGGGACGUGGGCGCCAGGGUCAUCACGGGGCUCAGCGAGGGCGUGGUGGACAGCGUCAAGGGCGGACUGUCCAGUUUCUCCCACGCCACGCACUCGGCCGCCGGGGCCGUGGCCUCCAAACCCCGCGAGAUCGCCUCGCUGAUCCGCAACCGCUUCGGCAGCGCCGAUAACAUCAACGUCCUGAAGGACGGGCCGGAGGACGCCGAGGACAGCAUGGCCACUGCUGGACGCUCUCUGGGAUCUGCCACCGGACACCUGCAGUCCAGCCCGAAGUUCGGCAGCGACGAGGACUGCUCGAGCGCCACCUCAGGAUCCAACAGUGUGACGGGGGCCCCCGGGGGCCCGCCGAGCUCCAGGGGAAACACACUAGAGCGGGGCCAUGGCGGCAGCCUGGACAUGUUGAUGCAGGAGCUGCAGGAGCUGCGAGAUGCCCAGACGCGUCUUGAGGAGACGGUGGAGAGUCUGAAGAGCGGGUAUCUGAAGGAGUGCACGCUAGUGAUGCAGGCGCUGCAGGAGGAGAGGUUCAGGUGUGAGCGCUUAGAGGAACAAGUCAACGAUCUGACGGAGCUCCACCAGAACGAGAUCCUGAACCUGAAACAAGAGCUGGCCAGCAUGGAGGAGAAGAUCGCGUAUCAGUCCAACGAGAGAGCCCGAGACCUGCAGGAGGCUCUGGAAGCGUGUCAGACGCGCGUCUCCAAGAUGGAGCUGCAGCAGCAGCAGCAGCAGGUGGUUCAGCUGGAGGGUUUGGAGAACGCCACGGCGCGCACACUCAUCGGCAAACUCAUCAACGUUCUGCUGGCCCUCAUGGCCGUCCUGCUGGUCUUCGUCUCCACCGUCGCCAAUUGCGUGGUCCCUCUGAUGAAGACGCGCAGCCGCUCCGUCUCCUCGCUGCUCGUCUUCCUCCUGUUCGCCGUGCUCUGGAGGAACUGGGACGCCUUCUCAGGACACACCUCGCGCCUCCUGCAGGUGCCCAGAUGAGCGGCCCACUCCCACAGGAUCACAGAAGAACUGCUGGUCUCCGACGAUUUUGCACAGUGUUUUGAAUGCCUUUGGUGCGUUGCUCUUGAAUGAGAUUAAUAUUAAUUGUAUUUGUAUUUCUAAUGUAAUUUUAGUCGAAUGUAGCAUUCUGCAUUAGCUCACACAAAAAUGAAGAUUCUGUCAUCAUUUCCUCAGUGUUGUGAGUAGACGCCCGUAUGCUGGUAUUUUUUCUGGUGAUCACAGAAGGAGAAAUUUCCACUGCUUUUCUUGCAGCUGUUUGUAUGCAACAGUAGAGACUCAAAAUGAUGAUGAAUGUUUGAAUGAACAGAAACUGUGAACUGUUUAGAAAAGAGCUGUAACUUCUCCUUCUGUGUUCUUUGAAAGAAUAGCAUCAUACAUACGGUAGAUGUGAGGGGUGAGUGACGUGAAUGUUUGGAUGACGCGUUCGUUCGUCAGUCUCACUGAAGUGAGUUGAGCUGGUUUUACGGCUGUUUCAUGGCGUUUGAAGGAAGACUCGCGCCUCCUGCAAUAAACAGAGCGAUGGACACGGCAGAAUUUGUCCUUCCUCUGCUCUCAUUACUGUUAUUAUUUUCAAAGGAUGUUGGCUGUUUACUAGCAUUGUCUGAUGUAAAAACACUGUUUGAAAUGAAGUAUUAAUUUAUUGAAUAUUGCACCGCCUUACUGGACCUGUGACAGACGAUGACAGUAGUAGCUGUUACUCCUUAUUCAUAAUGUAUAAUAUCAAGAUACAGUAUUUCUAAUAUUGUGUUUUGAUAUUUUGUUGAAGAGGUUUUUUUUAUUAUCAUUUUAGGUGAUUUGUAGGUUUGUUUGUCUCUUGUGGUUGUGGAUUAGGGCGGUUCUUAUGAAUUGAGACCACUGUGUGUGUUUUAUCAUGAGCUUGACUCAAGCUGACCAAAUCUACUCACACCUCGACUCAUGUGUCAUUCAGAUUGUUAUGAAUUAUUAGCACACUCGUCUAACUGUACAGUAAUGUUUAAUAGUUCUGUCUCAGUCAUUUAAUAAUCCUCAGGGGAAAGUCCUCUGCUGAAGCUGUAUUACGCUGCCAUUGUGUGUGCGUGUGUGUGUGAGAGAGAGAAAGAUGUUUUAAACCACUCUAGUGCCUUCACAUCUCUUGAUAUCUUUUGUAAUAAAGAUCAUUUCUGACUACA
Molecule: messenger RNA, 2885 nt
Organism: Labeo rohita (rohu)
Lineage: Eukaryota; Metazoa; Chordata; Actinopteri; Cypriniformes; Cyprinidae
Gene: tmcc1a
Product: transmembrane and coiled-coil domain family 1a
Cellular component (GO): endomembrane system
Source: RefSeq, a predicted model, not a curated record